Messenger RNA from Ziziphus jujuba (common jujube), 2452 nucleotides. RefSeq names its product CBL-interacting protein kinase 18. Bases 685 to 2133 code for a protein of 482 amino acids. Gene Ontology annotation, biological process: protein phosphorylation; signal transduction. NCBI's taxonomy places the organism in Eukaryota, Viridiplantae, Streptophyta, Magnoliopsida, Rosales, Rhamnaceae. The transcript has 3 exons. Gene Ontology annotation, molecular function: ATP binding; protein kinase activity. The record is from RefSeq and is a predicted model, not a curated record.
AAAUUGUAUGAAGGAGAAGUUUCAUCAAAAACAAAAUGUAAAAGCUGCUUUUAUUUAUUAUUAUGUUAUUUAAUAAAAUAAAAAAUCUCUCCGAUUAAUUUAAGACCAGAAAAAUCUCUCUCUCUGUUUGUUCGGCUUCUGCUUUGGAGAUCCACACGAACUUCUUCCCUCCAACCAUACAAAAAGGUUACGAGCUGCGGUCUCGUUCUGUGUUCGUUGCCGAGCAUUGAAUUUUUUUUAUUUUUUUGGGCAUUCCAAAUAUUUUGGUUCGGAAGUUGUGUGCUGCUGCUGAAUAUCCUUUGAGCUAGAAACUGCAUUUGGGUUCUUUCAGCAUUCUCUAAUCCAUAUUGGGUAAGAGAGAAAAUCCAGGGAAUGCUGAAAGAUGUGCCUCAAUGCUUGGGACUCUGCUUUUAAACUCGUGGAGGCUGUGACUUUCAUCGAACUGGUUUUCUAUACCCUCCAUGAGUCUGGGCCUAUAAAUCAGAUUUUGUUCUCUCACAGUUCCCAAAAGCAUUGUGGGCCCACAAAUAGAUAUAAAAUGCCUCUGGUGUUAAUGCAUGACCGGUGUGAAGACGGUUGAGCUGCUUUUUGGUAUUAUUUACUCGUACCCUGUGUAUUAUAUAUAUAGGCGGUACUAGAAGAACCACCUAGUUUAUCAUUGUGUAUUAGGAUUUGAAGUUUGGAAUGGAAAAUAAGUCGAAUGUGUUGAUGCGAAGAUAUGAAUUAGGGAGAUUACUUGGCCAAGGAACCUUUGCAAAGGUUUAUUAUGGAAGGAGCAUGGAAACUAAUCAGAGUGUAGCCAUCAAAGUUAUAGACAAAGACAAGGUGAUGAAGGUUGGGCUUGUUGAUCAGGUCAAGCGGGAAAUAUCUGGUAUGAGGCUGGUUAAGCACCCUAAUAUCAUAGAGCUUUAUGAGGUCAUGGCUACCAAAAGUAAGAUCUACUACAUCAUGGAAUAUGCCAAAGGAGGUGAGUUAUUUAACAAAGUUGCUAAAGGAAAGCUGAAGGAGGAUGCUGCACGGAAGUACUUUCAUCAGCUAAUCAGUGCGGUUGAUUUUUGUCACAGUAGAGGAGUUUAUCACCGGGACAUAAAGCCGGAGAACCUAUUGGUAGAUGAGAAUGACAACCUAAAAGUCACUGAUUUUGGAUUAAGUGCUCUUGCUGAAUCCAAGUGGCAAGAUGGGCUGCUGCAUACCACAUGUGGCACUCCUGCCUAUGUUGCUCCUGAAGUCAUUGGCAGGAAAGGCUAUGAUGGGGCAAAAGCUGAUGUUUGGUCUUGUGGGGUUGUGUUAUAUGUCUUAUUAGCAGGUUAUCUUCCAUUUCAUGAUUCAAAUUUGAUGCAGAUGUAUAGGAAGAUUGGUAAAGCUGAGUUUAAAUGCCCUAAUUGGUUUCCUGCUGAAGUACGAAGGCUGCUGUUUAAGAUCUUGGAUCCAAACCCCGGUACCAGAAUCACCAUUCCCAAAAUUAAGGAAAGUUCUUGGUUCAAAAAAGGAUUUUACUCUAAAAGUACAAAAUCUGAUGUGAAAAAUGAGGAUCUAUCUUCUACAGAUACAGAUACAGAUAUUGGUGCUUCAGGUCCCCGCGAGAAUGGUAAUACAGCUGCUGAGACAAAACAAGAUUCUGUCAUACCUCCAAACUUAAAUGCUUUUGACAUUAUUUCCUUUUCUGCUGGGUUUGAUCUUUCUGGCCUGUUUGAAGAAAAUUCUGAAAGGAAAGAAGCAAGAUUCACUUCCAGAAAAUCUGCCUCAACCAUCAUCUCCAAGAUAGAAGAAAUUGCAAAGCGAUUGAGGAUGAAAGUGAAGAAGAAGGAUAGAGGUUUGAUGAGAUUGGAGGCAUUGAAGGAAGGUCGAAAGGGAAUUUUGUCCAUCGAUGCAGAGAUCUUUCAGGUCACUCCGACUUUUCAUUUGAUCGAGUUGAAAAAAUCAAACGGUGAUACGUUGGAAUAUCAAAAGAUAUUGAAAGAGGACUUGAGACCUGCACUUGCUGAUAUAGUAUGGGUUUGGCAAGGUGAAGAACAACUGCUGCCAUCCCAGCAGCUCCAGCAGGUACAACAACAGCAACAACAUUUACAGCCUCAAGAUCAGCUGCAACAAUUACAGCAGCAAGACCAGCAGCCAGCAGUAGCAACGAAUUAGCAUCUUUCCCAUGAUAUCUGACAUUUGUUUGUACAUUUCAGAAGUUUACUGAUACCAAACUAUUUUAUCUGUUCCAGUAUGCAUUAUGUCCCCCUCCUUUAACUUGCUUCUUUUUGCCCCUUAAGAAUCGGUUCUUUUCUUCCCCCUCCCACCCCUCCCCUCCAGUUUUUCCUUUGUCAUGUCCUGUAAUUAUAGUUCUUGCAAGUGUGUGUUGAUGUCCAUGUAUUUAAUUUUCUAUUUUCCAUCUACUUAAAUUUUAUAAAUUGACCUUACAAAAAUCAUUAUAAAUGAAACAAAAGCCUAUGCUUAAUUCCCUUCU